AUGAUUUCAGGGAAAAGGUCGAAGUGCAGAUCGUGCCGAUUUCAACGAUGUUUGAAGGCUAGAAUGUGUCCUGAAGAGGUUGGCAAAUUACGCGAAUUAAAAGGAGGUGAUCGAUUCGUCAUCAAGGCCAAGGAGGAGAACAGCGUCAUACCGUAUUUUGACUUUGAUGAUAUUCACUUUUCACAAUUCGAGAAUAUUUGCCACAUGGAAAUACCUUUUAUUGAUCGCUUCGGUCUUGCUGAAGGAGUGAAGUACAUUGCUCGAAUGUUCGUAAAUCUAGAA
Ostertagia ostertagi is the source of this 282-nucleotide messenger RNA. Lineage: Eukaryota; Metazoa; Nematoda; Chromadorea; Rhabditida; Trichostrongylidae. The record is from the annotation of a GenBank genome assembly.